Daphnia carinata is the source of this 3581-nucleotide messenger RNA. RefSeq names its product ras-specific guanine nucleotide-releasing factor RalGPS1-like (gene RalGPS). The coding region runs from base 335 to 2545 and encodes 736 amino acids. The record is from RefSeq and is a predicted model, not a curated record. The transcript has 8 exons. Lineage: Eukaryota; Metazoa; Arthropoda; Branchiopoda; Diplostraca; Daphniidae. Gene Ontology annotation, biological process: positive regulation of GTPase activity; Ras protein signal transduction. Gene Ontology annotation, molecular function: guanyl-nucleotide exchange factor activity. Gene Ontology annotation, cellular component: plasma membrane.
UCACUCGAUCCCACUUCUUGUUACUCACGCACGCAAAUCGGGUUCUUUGCUUCAGUAAACGAGAAUUUUGUUCAAGAACUGUCGCGUUGAAGCGUGUCUACAACCAUUUUAUAUCGUUGCUGUUUAGUUUUUUAUUUUAUUUUAUUUUUUACUGAUUUACAGAUUGCGUUUUCGGGGGCUUGUAGCGGCCGUCAUCAUUGGGGGUUCCGGUUUGGUAAUGGAGCGUGAUUGAGUGCUUCCUCUCUCCAUUUUUUAGGAGUUCAAUUAGAAGAGCCGUUGCAUCCGGAUCGACGACCAAAAUAAAGCGGAAACUAAAAAGAAAUCAAAUAAAAAGAUGAUGGCCAAAAUGAAAUAUUCCGAAAUACCACGCGAUUUGUCUUCAGAUAGCAUCGCCGCAUACAGACUCGCUCAGGGAUCGCCCGAUCGAGACAAAUGGAAAAGGAAUUCGAGCGAGGGUCGAGGCAGUCCCGAAUCGGGCACGUCGUCCAGUGACUCUCCGCCCGUACGGCUUUUUCACCAACAAUCGUCAUCACGUCGAUCAACUUCAGCUUUCCGUUCGCAUUGUCUCGGCUCGCGGAAAGAGUCACCUGAACCGCAGGAUGAAGUGGAUGGCAAUGGGGACGCGUUUGUACGUGCCGGAUCGAACCAACGUCAGUGCGAAGUGGAUCAACAACAGCGACGUUCUAGCCGACGUGGAGCCAGCCCUGCCCAACCAACACCUUACAUGUUACACCAUUCGCUGCCUCGCUCAGCGGGCGCCAAAUCAAGCAGCUUGCCAGCCAGCGCUCGGUCCGGUCUGUCGGUUAUGCUGUGCGUCGAUGGCUCAGCGAUGGAACGCCAUGCCGACUGUCCCGUACAAUCUAUCGUGAAUGUGAACGCCGAGAGCGUGGCGGCCCAGUUGACGCUGCUGGUCGUGCCCAUCUUUCAGAACAUCCAGCCGGAAGAAUUGACGUCUUGCGGCUGGUGCAAGAGCAACAAACUGGAGCUGGCGCCCAACGUGGUGGCCAUGACGCGCCAUUUCAAUCACGUGAGUUUCUGGGCCGUCCAGGAAAUACUCAACGAGGCGAACGUGCGGCCGCGGGCCGAAGUCGUCUCGCAUUUCAUCCGCAUCGCCAAGAAACUGCACGAACUCAACAACCUGCACACGCUGAUGGCCGUCGUCAGCGCCUUGCGGAGCGCCCCCAUUUACCGCCUGCAAAAGACGUGGGCCGCCGUCACCAAGAAGGAUGUCCAGCUGCUGGAACGGCUGGCCGACCUCUUCUCCGACCACAACAACUCUGAGAAGCUGCGCCAGCACAUGGACUCGCUCAAGCUGCCUUGCGUCCCUUACCUGGGCCUCUUCCUCUCCGACGUCAAUUUCAUCGACGUGGCCCAUCCGCACCACGGCGGCCUCGAGUCGCAGAGGCGCCAGCUGCAGAUGAACAACCUGCUCCGCAUCCUGGCCAACUACCAACAGUCGGACUAUUCGUUCCUGCCCGUCAAGAACCACGUCAUGGAGUACCUGCGCUCGGCCAAGUACAUUGAGGAGUUGCAGAAGCUCCUGGAAGACGACCAGUACAAGUUGUCGCUGAAACUGGAACCGACGACGCCGCCGAGCUCGACCGGAUCCAAAGAAUCGUUUUACGACGUCAAAACGGCCAUGGGACAAUUGAACGUGUCGCCAAAGAAGGCGGCUUCGGUCCGCAAAAGCGCAGGGACAUCUGACGGUUCCAGUGCUGGACACGGCGUCAAAUUCGUCCCUGGGCACACCAAAUCUAGAAGCUUGGGUACAAAAUUGAGGAGCGCCAGCUUACCCCGAAGCGCCUAUCGUCAGCCCUUUACGGCAGCGUCGGCCGAUUCUUCCAUCUUCCGGAAUGGAUCGAAUCACGCGCCGUCCUAUCUGAAAGAGAACGAAGCUGGCAGCGGCGUCUGGCGGCAUUCCCUGGCCAACCACGGCUUUGAUUCGACGCUUCGCAAUCUGAUCGACGACAGCGUCCAGGAGGAGUCGACCACUACGACGUCGACGCCCUCGUGUGGGAUGAAUUCUUCGCCUCGUCACUCACUCCACGGCGAGCUGGACCCUUCUCCUUCCAACAACAACGACAAUCAUUCCGUUCAAGGUUCGGAUCACUCUCUCAGCGGACUGGAUUCGCCUUUGCCCCCUCCGCCCAUCCGCUGUUGCUGCAUCCAGGGAUGCGUUCGUAAGAAAGCCGUUUUAAAAGAUGGACGCCGUCCGGCCGUCAGCGCGUGGCAGAGGUACUGGAUCCAGCUUUCCGGCUCCAACCUCCUCUUUUAUCAACCUAAACACCUCCGAGGGUCGGACCGAUCGGAUUUCCGACGACGGCCCUUUAAAGCCGUUUCCAUAACGGGCUGGUCGGUGGCCCGGCACCACAGUCCCCGCCAUCCGGACUCUCUCUUACUGACCAACACCAUCAAGGGCGACGCCUACAAACUUCGCAUCGUCUGUCCGGACGCCAUCGAAGAUUGGCUCAAUUUGUUGACGUUGGCCAUCGAAUCGCCGGCCGAGAAUUCAGACGACGCCGAGAAUCUCAUGUCGUUUGAAUGAGUCUUUUUCGUCCGUCCACUUGACAGCUGCACGCAGCUGCGUUCGGAAGGGUAUGGCACAUUUUUCAAUGCCAACAUGGUUUUGAACUAUUUCCGUUCAUCGCCCGGCCGUGUUCCAACUCAAAACUACUCGCCUUGGACGUUGGUCAUCGUGAAACACAAGAUGAUACUCAAUGCUGGAUAGAGGUUUAUAUCGAAAGGAAAUGAUAAUCGACAAUAUUUGGACCUUUGCCCAAGAUGUUUCGUUGGGGGGUGAAAGAUAGCUCCUCACUCUUAUUUGCCAUCCCGUCAGUUCCUUCACUGGAAAGUGACUGACCAUUUUUUUUUUCCUUUUUGGGUGUGUGAAUGUUUUUCUUCUCAUCAGUUAUGUAAUUCUUGUAAUCCCACGUGUAUAGGUAAUUUUUUUUUCGUCCAUUUGGCUCACUCCUAUCACACAGCUGCUUUCUUUUUUUGGUGUGUGUAGUAAAAGAGAGAAGAAAGACAAAUAAUAAUCCAGCCUUCUGCCCGGCACGCCUCUCCUCCUCUUCCUACUGGUCGUCAUAUUUGAAGCUCAAUCGAUUCCCCUUUAAGAUGAUUGCUGUUAUUACUACGUUUUUGUCCUUGUUAAAGUCACACAUGCUGUAGUCGUGUGAGCGGAAUCUCUCGUUAUUGGAUCAAUUCGCUCUCUCCCCCCUGCCUCUUCCGUUCAAGACACCGCAGGCAUCACCGAAUUAAAACAGUAGCAGCACGGAUGUGGUGUUGCCUUUUCUUAUAACACGUUUUUUUUUUGCAUUCGUUGUGUUUUUUCUCUCGGCUUUGUCGACGUCUGUUUCCUUAGUCUUGCCCUUCUCAUUUCCCGUUUGCUCCUCUACGUUCUAGUCUAACUUGGAUUUUUAUAAAAAGGAGAAUGGCGGAACAAAGUCGUUUCGUCUAUCCACCAUCACCAGGAAAUAAUUGAAAGCGGAUUUCGAAGGAGCGGUUCAAAAUGUAGCAUCCGAAAAAAAAAAAAUCUUGUUCUCGAAACUUGCGAAUACAUGAAAAUAAUUCUCGUUCCCGUA